CCCCUCCUUCGGAGCGUCAGCUUCCUUGAUCUCCCCACCUUUAGCUAUACCAACGAGAGGACACCGCCAGCAUCUAGAGCAGCCCGGCUAGGAGCGGGACUGAGUAGCAAGAACGUGAAAGGAAGCCGUGCCUUCCUAUCCCCAAGCCAUUCUAGACACGGGAAAAAUGCUUUCUGAAAGCAGUUCAUUUUUGAAGGGUGUGAUGCUCGGAAGCAUUUUCUGUGCUUUGAUCACUAUUCUAGGACACAUUGGAAUUGGUCAUGGAAAUAGAAUGCAUCACCAUGAGCAUCAUCAUCUACAAGCUCCUAACAAAGAAGAUAUCUUGAAAAUUUCAGAGGAUGAACGCAUGGAGCUCAGUAAGAGCUUUCGGGUAUAUUGCAUCAUCCUUGUAAAACCCAAAGAUGUGAGUCUUUGGGCUGCAGUGAAGGACACUUGGACCAAACACUGUGACAAAGCAGAGUUCUUCAGUUCUGAAAAUGUUAAAGUAUUUGAGUCAAUUAAUAUGAAAACAAGUGAAAUGUGGUUAAUGAUGAGAAAAGCUUACAAAUAUGCCUUUGAUAAGUAUAGCAACCAAUACCACUGGUUCUUUCUUGCAUGCCCCACUACAUUUGCUAUUAUUGAAAACCUAAAGUAUUUUUUGUUAAAAAAGGAUCCAUCACAACCUUUCUAUCUAGGUCACACUAUAAAAUCUGGAGACCUUGAAUAUGUGAGUGUGGAAGGAGGAAUUGUCUUAAGUAUAGAAUCAAUGAAAAGACUUAACAGCCUUCUGAAUGUCCCUGAAAAGUGUCCUGAACAGGGAGGAAUGAUUUGGAAGAUAUCUGAAGAUAAGCAGCUAGCAGUCUGCCUGAAAUACGCUGGAGUGUUUGCAGAAAACGCAGAAGACGCAGAUGGAAAAGAUGUAUUUAAUACCAAAUCUGUUGGGCUUUCUAUUAAAGAAGCAAUGACUAAUCAUCCCAACCAGGUAGUAGAAGGAUGUUGUUCAGAUAUGGCUGUUACUUUUAAUGGACUGACUCCUAAUCAGAUGCAUGUGAUGAUGUAUGGGGUAUACCGUCUUAGGGCAUUUGGACAUCUUUUCAAUGAUGCAUUGAUUUUCUUACCUCCAAAUGGUUCUGAUAAUGACUGAUAAAUGGAAAAAGAGCAUGUGUUACUAUAGCGGUACAUACUUUUUUUUUUUAAUCUGGUGGCACUGGUAUAAUUAGACAUUAAAGUUUAUUAGUAUGUUUUUAAAUAGGGUGGUAUUUUUUCCUUAAAAGACAAUUUAAAUGUGUUAAAAUGUUUUAAGAAUUAUUUU
Messenger RNA from Marmota flaviventris (yellow-bellied marmot), 1291 nucleotides. RefSeq names its product C1GALT1 specific chaperone 1 (gene C1galt1c1). Lineage: Eukaryota; Metazoa; Chordata; Mammalia; Rodentia; Sciuridae. The record is from RefSeq and is a predicted model, not a curated record. Gene Ontology annotation, molecular function: N-acetylgalactosaminide beta-1,3-galactosyltransferase activity.